Salvia splendens (bonfire salvia) is the source of this 1524-nucleotide messenger RNA. Its product is annotated as Cox19-like CHCH family protein. The transcript is spliced from 4 exons. The record is from RefSeq and is a predicted model, not a curated record. The coding region runs from base 1146 to 1382 and encodes 78 amino acids. NCBI's taxonomy places the organism in Eukaryota, Viridiplantae, Streptophyta, Magnoliopsida, Lamiales, Lamiaceae.
CAUAGCGAGUACUUCUUUAAUUUUUGUGUGUUUUCCAUAUAUUCAGUUUUCUUAUUCGAUACUUUGUUAAUUUAGAAUGUUCUUAAUUAUUUGUAAUGUUUCAGAAAAUUCUUGAAAUCAGAUUAUUAGUGCAUUUCGCUUUCAAUUUACUUCCGAUGAUUUGUUUCCCGUGGUUGUGUGGAGCUAGAAAUCUCUUGUGACAGAUUAGGUUCAGUUUUCUGUUACUGAAAUUAGGGACUCGAUGCAAAUUGAUAUGCUAGGGUUCUACAUGCUGAAUUAUCUAAAUAAAGAGUGCUCGUUUUUUGCUUCAAUUUACUUAAUUGCUGAUUGUUGCUGACUAUUUGGAUGUGAAAUGAUGGGAUUAUUUCCUGCUUUAUGCAUCUGAAGCUGCAAGUCCAGCUCGAAAAACAGUUGCCAAAAAAAUUGGCAAGCCAAUCGAAUUUUGCAGCCGAGCUCGAGCCUUCUGGUAAUCAGCUCGGUUUAGUUCGUGUAUAGCCUAAGCCUACUUAUACUUGAUUUAUGAUUAAUCCCAUUCUCCGAUUUCUAAAGGUGGCUUUUCUUCGAGUAUGCGUGCUGCAAAUGUUGGUAUAAUUGAUAACAAUCUAGUGUCAAGAUAACUUAAAGAGACACCAUGUGUUUCGAUUAAAGAGACCCCACAUGUUUCUGUUUUCUAAAGCAUUUUGUUUGUAUUUGAGCCAUUAUAAAUCAAACAACUCAAAAAUGAGUUUUGGGUCAUAAUGAGUAGGAUGGAAGGAGUAUUAACAAGGUAGAGUUAUAUGGUUUGUUCAACUUAGGUUGCCACUUAUCAAUGUACUUGCAGUCUUCAAUUAGGUCAAAGAAUGUGUUCAAUGAGUUUUGAAAUUUUUAAGAUAUAGAUCGUAAAAUUUUGUUGGGAAAUGGAAAAUCCAAUGCAGGUAUAUCUAUAUGUGUGUGACGCUAGCUUUGGUUGUCUUAAAGUAUUUGUUUUACUGGUUGUGAAGAACUAGACAAAUGACACCGGGUCUGUUUCAAUACCUUGAGAUUUUGUUUUGGUGGGUGCUAAUUGUGAUUUGGAGAUUGGAGACUUGAUCUGGAUAAAGGUUAGUGUAUAUCAGGGAAAGCUAUAAAAAGAAACUUUCUCCCUUGUGAAAGGGUCAUUCACUGACAUGGACCAACCGGAAAAAUCCAGCUCGAAUCCGGGCCCAAGCAAACUACUUUCACGGCCACCGGAAUUACAUCAAAGUGAUGCAGAUGAGGACGAUGAGAAUGUCAAGCAGCUUGGAGAAUGCUCCUCUGUGUACUUAGCUCUACAGGAUUGUCUUGUCAAUUCCAACAGGAAUUGGAAAUCUUGUCAAAAAGAAGUUCAACUCCUAAAAGCAUGUAAUGGUGGAAGAAAUAACUGAGCAGGUGCAGGUGGUGUUCGAUUUCUUAGACUAAAAAAUAGAGAGAUGGAAUAUAUGGAAAGCCAAGAUUGUAUCUUUGUUAAAGGAAAACUUUUUGGUUGGCUUGACCUUUGUUUUUGAUAAUUGAAAUCAUGUUCGGUUA